UUUUAACUUCAACAAUGACCCUGGUGCUCGUCUUGACAAUUCUCAUUGCUCUACAACAUGCAACUGCAGUGGAUACAACAAUCGAGCAGACAACACCGAAACCGAAAUGGAAAAUGCUACAGGAACAGUUUGAUAAAGAAGUUGAACAACAUUUUUUGAGACUGAACGAUUAUCGUCGUGAAGUUGCAAAAAUGAUGAAUUGGUCGAGUAUGAAUGAACUGAAAUACGGCGACUUCAAUGUUUCUGAUGGUUCGAAUUCGUUUUAUUAUAGUACCACUAAUUCAUUUAAAGAAGUAGUGAAUAAUUUGAUCUAUUGGGCUAACAAUAUCGUAGAUGAUUUAAAAGAAAAUAAGACUAUUUGUGAAGAUGAUGAAGACUGUUUUGGUGCUUACAUUAUUAAUCCAAUGUAUAAGUCCUUCAAAAGUUCACUUCACUGCGGCGCAAGCGAGUUAGAACCAAGUAGUUGUGAUGAGCCUAAUGCAUGGUGUUAUUUUUAUCCAAGAAGUAAUGUCACGUGGAAAGCCACAGACCAGCAGAUUGGAGAACCUGGAUUCGCCUGUGACGCCGACCGUUACAACAAGAAUGGACUGUGCUCAUUGGAUCCUCCGACGACAACCACCACCACUACUACGACUACUACAGUGAAGCCACCACCACCAACUACCACUCCGAAGUCUUCUGAUUCUUCCGCUAACAUCAAUAUCCUCGUCUUCUGCAUCGUGUCCAUUACAACCUACUUGUGGUCUUAUUGAACUUUUUGUAUUGAUUAGAAUAGUCUUGAAUUGAAUGAAUGAUGUGGAUUUGG
This is a messenger RNA of Caenorhabditis elegans, 805 nucleotides long. RefSeq names its product SCP domain-containing protein (gene Y43F8C.5). The transcript is spliced from 3 exons. The coding region runs from base 15 to 752 and encodes 245 amino acids. Lineage: Eukaryota; Metazoa; Nematoda; Chromadorea; Rhabditida; Rhabditidae. The record is from RefSeq and is marked reviewed.